Molecule: messenger RNA, 776 nt
Organism: Trichoderma harzianum CBS 226.95
Lineage: Eukaryota; Fungi; Ascomycota; Sordariomycetes; Hypocreales; Hypocreaceae
Exons: 1
Coding region: 207-659 (150 amino acids)
Source: RefSeq, a predicted model, not a curated record
CGUUAAGCUUACUAUGACGAACGAGCUGCAUUUGUGGCCGGGGACCCCAAAAAUCUUCAUCAAUUUUGACAUGUCACGGCUUUAGGCAUGAGAUUUAGCAUGGAUGGGCAGAGAAGUACUAAGGUAUUACAGUGCUGUACGGCUGUCUGGUGCUACCUAUCAGGACAUGUAAGCUCAGCUGAGUGCUGGCUGAUUUAUACCGGGUUAUGCUUACUUGUUGGUAUCGGCAGUUGCACAGAGUACUGACCACGCAAAGGAAAAACGUCAAUGGAUCAAAACAAUCGAAACUUUCGACGGCCCAGGCUUGGGUAAAAAUAAAUCUUGUCUUAUUGUUAGCAUGCUGCCUUAGCCCAUGUGGGAGUGGCCGAGCGGGCCAAUGGGGUGCCCACCAAUUCAAUCAAUCCUCCCCAGAGGCCCAAAGUUCUGUGCCACACAACUGGAGCCAAACGCCGAGAGAGGGACACAGACCCCGAGCAAGGCCUGGAUUUGCUUGUCCGAGUGGCUCGCAGCGUACGAGUAGGACGAGUACAUUACACAUACGGAGUAUAUACAGUACAUGCAUUUACGGUGCUCUUCUCUUGUGCUCCGUACCUCGUCCAGACCCGUUGUACAGGCUACCUGACGCAGCUUCGUACAUAUUACUCCGUAAGGUCAGGUAGGAGGUAUCCGUAGUUGCUUUCAAUACCAGGACAGACGUACAUUAGCUCCUCUGUGGCCUGGACGACGUGCAUGAGACAGGGAAAGCGGACAGAGCUGCACAAGGUAGCAGUACUAAG